AUGCACGUGGAAGCUGAGGACGAAGUGAAAGGAGGAGGAGUGUUCUCGACGAUGCACUCCACUCUUGCGUCUACAGAAGGGGAAGAUUUUAUCAAACGUAAUUUGGAAGUACUAGACGCCUUGAUAAAGGAAGGAUACUCCGUUACGGGGGCGGUACAGGCGCGAUUCAUUAAUAAUUACGACCCCAUGUAUGACAAACCCUACACUCACUACGAACUCAAUACAGGCCGAUACUUGAACGAAGAGCUCUCCCAACUUCUUGAAGAUGAUCGUCGAAAAAACACCAAGCACCAUCUGCAGACGGAUAAAAUUGAAAAGUUUUACAUGCUUGCUCUACUGGCACACAGUGCCAUUUUGCGUCAUUAG
This is a messenger RNA of Trypanosoma cruzi, 366 nucleotides long. RefSeq lists its product as uncharacterized. The record is from RefSeq and is a predicted model, not a curated record. The transcript has a single exon. The coding region runs from base 1 to 366 and encodes 121 amino acids. Lineage: Eukaryota; Euglenozoa; Kinetoplastea; Trypanosomatida; Trypanosomatidae.